Rhopalosiphum padi (bird cherry-oat aphid) is the source of this 1698-nucleotide messenger RNA. RefSeq lists its product as uncharacterized. NCBI's taxonomy places the organism in Eukaryota, Metazoa, Arthropoda, Insecta, Hemiptera, Aphididae. The record is from RefSeq and is a predicted model, not a curated record. The coding region runs from base 230 to 817 and encodes 195 amino acids. The transcript has 4 exons. Gene Ontology annotation, biological process: Wnt signaling pathway.
UGAUAACUGUUUAAUCAAUGAUAUUACUCGGAUAGUCUGAUACCAUUUGAAUUAUUGAAAUUGAAAAUUUGAGAAUGCCGCUUGCCAUGUGGAAUCGACUGAAGGUUUGAAUCUGAAGAACUAAAUCUACUAAACAACUAAACACAGGAUAAAGGUUAUUUGGGUAGAACUAUCGUGUGUCGUCUGUUUGCGUAGAGCUUUAAAAUUUAGAACGUCUUACCUUGGCGCCAUGUCAGACGAUUCGUCGUCCGAAGAUGAAAUCACAAAGCGAAUACUCAAAGACUCAAUCGACACUGAUUUACUUACCAACGACUUGUACAGCAACAGCCCCAGCAAAAAACAAUCAGACAAAAUUAAAAGUAUCAAUGUUGUACAAACAAAACCAUCUCUUAGGAAUGUUAUUGAAGAUGAUGUACAUAACCAUAAUUUUAUCAAGGUGACUCCAGAAUUUCAAGAAUAUGUAGCUAAAAGCUUAUUCAAACAUUUAGAAAGCCAAAUAAUUGAAAAAAAAUCAAAACAUAAAAAACACAAAGUUGACAAUACUGACGAAUCAAUAGGUAUUCAUCUAUUCAAUGGAUCACCCAAAUUACUGAACUCUUCAUUAGAUGAACCCACAAUUGCGGUAAAGAGAAAACGUCAUAUUAAAAAUACCAGUGAUGAUCUCAUAUUGCAGCGUGCUUCUGAAAUGGCAGUGUCACCUGAAUGGAUAUUAAACAAAGGUGCUAUUCAAGGUUGGGAAAAAGUAACCAAAGGAAAAAUUAUGAAAGUUAAAAGUAACCGUGAAGGUACAUUUGAUAUAAUCAAUGAUGAAAUUUAGAGGCAUAUAUCAUAGUUCCUAGAAAAAUAUACUAAUGUGAAUAUCCUUUUUAACAAGAUACUGUAGUAUAUUAUCGACUAUUGUCUAUUGUCAAUUAUUGUACUACCUACUGGCAUAUUACUACUAACUAUUUCUUAAAGGAUCUUUUAUAGUAUGUUUAAACAUAUGUUACAAUAAUGUGCUAAUAUGUUAUAGUAGUAUACUCCUAACUAUAUUGUAAUUAUAUAAAAGUAAUGACAAAUCUACGACUUAUUGCUUAAGUCUGAGUUGCACAUUAAUUUAAUGCUCUAUUAAAAUUCACUUAUUUAUAAAAACUAUACCUAUUUGAAUUGACCAGAAAAGAAUAUACAUUAUGUAUUAUAUAUAUAUAAUCUGUAUUAUACAAUUUUUUAAAACUUAUUUUAAGAAUUGCCAAAUUAUUCUAUACUUUAUAAUAAGUACAUAACCUAUGGUUUUUUUUUGUUUUUUUUUUCAUCAGUUUAAAACUACAAAAAUAGUUUAUUUAUUUAACAAAAACUGAAUUCGUGAGUUUUUUUUUAUAUGUAUAAGUUAAGUCAUUUUUUUAUUAAACCAUGUAAUCUUACCCAUUACACAAUUUUAAUAUUUAAACUUUUAAAACAUGAUAACCAGCAUUUAUUUCAUCAUAUAUUUGACAAAAAUUACAUUGAAAUAUUAUUAAUUUCAGCUACUACUACUAAAUUUAAAAUUACUAUUUAAUAACGUAAAUAAAUUUAAAGCGGCUUGAAGGAAAUUUGUGUUGUGCAAUAAUAAUUUAACUUCUUCACAUAAUCACGUGGUUCAGUAAGAUGAUAGAAAUUUUAAAUUAGUAAUUAGAAGUGUUGAACUUCAGGAAAUGUUCUUAAUAAAAUAUUAAUAACAUA